Punica granatum (pomegranate) is the source of this 2411-nucleotide messenger RNA. Lineage: Eukaryota; Viridiplantae; Streptophyta; Magnoliopsida; Myrtales; Lythraceae. The record is from RefSeq and is a predicted model, not a curated record.
CCAUCAUCUUCGCAUUGACGUCGUCCUCUACCUCCAUGGAUUCGGCGACUGUACUGGAGCAAUGAUGAAACUUCCGGAUGCUCCCAAUUGAAUUCAGGAACCAGCACAGAUCAGUGAUGGCCUCUCCGAUUCUGGGAUUCCUCCGUUUCCCACCUCGCCCUUGACCAUCAGACGAUGCGCCUAUCAGUUUCUUGGUCGAGUCCGGCGUAGCUCAUGUCCGUGCCUGAAGAUGCUCCAGUGCCUCUCGGCCAAAUCGCCGCCGCCAUCUCUUCCGGACGAAAAUAAUCACAAUUCACAGUCGCCGCCACCUCAAGGACCGUCAACCGACGCGAUCCCGCGGUCGAGCGGCCUCCCUUCGCCUAUCAACCUCCACGAAGAGUACAGGCUCAGCCUCCAUACCAACUCCUACAAUGAGGUAUGGACCCGGACCCGGGUCGUCGGGUCUGACUCCCACGAUCAGGGUUUCGGGAUUCGCCCCCAAGAGUCUAUCGAGGAGACCCGGGAUAGGAUCCUCUCCGAGGUCCUUGACCCCAACAAGGAGUCCGUUCAGGAGGCUCUCGGCCGGGCUCGGCCAGGGAAGCUGACCCGAUUGGCCUCGGCCUACUUCCAGGAUAGCGAGAACACCAUUGGCCUCUGCCUCCUCCUCCAGGAGAACGUCUACCGCGCCCGGGCUGCCUACGCUCCCCUCCUGGACCUCCUCUCAGUGCUCCCCCUCGAAGUUGGGUCCCUCACCCCGUUACAGUGCAACCGUGCAUAUGAAAUGUUUGCCGAGUUGGAUUCCCAUGAUGACCCCUUCACCUGCUCCACCCUAGAUGGUUUCGUGCAGAUGCGCAGCCGAUUCUCGGACCUCAAACGGUACCUUGAAAACCGGAUAAAGAGGUCCCGGUCCCGAGCCAGCCUCGUAAAACGUGCCUCCUCUGGUCCAGCUCUGUGCCUCAUUGGGACUGCAGUGGUCGCGACAGUAUCUGCAGCUGCAGUGACCGCCCACUCCCUCCUAGCAAUUGUCAUCGCAGCCCCCUGUGCUGCCAACCACAUGAUUACACCGGGCAGGUUCACGAAGAGGGCGCUUGCGCGGGCGGCGCAGCUCGAUGCUGCGUAUAGGUCGACGUAUGGGCUCGACAGGCACUUGGAGACGAUAUAUCUGAUAGUCGAUAAAGUGCAGGCUAAGAUAGAGAGCCUCCGGGGGCUAAUUCGUUUGGGCCUAGUGAGGGUUGGGGAUCUGUACGCUAUCCAGCAGGCGGUGAAGCAUCUGAGGAGCGAUCCCAGCGACUUACUCGAACUGCUCGAGCAACUCGAGGAGGCCAUCUGCCUCUUCUUCACCACUGUCAGCAAGGCCUGGAGGCUGCUCCUCGAACAGAUUUGCUCUCACCAUAGUGUUGCUUCCUGACGAUAGUUGCCGACCAUGUUUCAUAGUUGAACCGGACCAAAUGUAUGAUAAUUUGAGGCACAAUAAUACAGCUGAGUCGGUAUUUGUUAUUGCUAAACACAAUAUGCUGUUAUGAGAUGUGCUGUAUAACUUUUAAUAUGCUAUCCGAUGCUCUGCUGCUUUAUUUGAUUUGCCUUUGCUGAUCAGAAUAUUUCCGUAAUUUCUCUUCCCGCGCCAUUGAGUAGAGCGGUCGAAGAUGAAGCACGCGAAGCAGAGGCGUCAUCCCUGUAUAUAUCUGUAAGGUGUGAUCAUGACAGCAAGACCAAAGCUAAUACCUGCAUCUUGGAGGCUGUCAAGGAAAAUAAUCAUGAACACUUUUUUGUGGUUACUCAGGACGCUGAUCUUCAAAAAAAGCUUCAGGAGAUACCUGGCAUUCCUGUAAUGUUUCUGGAGAAACCAUCUUCUGUUCAGAGCAAAUUUGUGAAAGAUUCUGAGGAAAAGCGCUUGCAUAUAACUGAGGAGGAGUGGAAAAGGUUGGAAAAGAAAACGGGUGUGGUUUUGGCAUCCCAGGAACCGAACCACUCUGAUGAAGAAGAUCUUGGUGGUCAUCGGAGCAGACAUAACAGCAGCAGGCAAAGUGUCACAAGCUGCUAGGAAAGGACUUGGUGUGAAGGAUAAGCCCCAGUUCAAGAGAAAGAGAGCAAAGGGUUCGAAUCCAUUAUCAUGUUUGAAGAAAAGGACUCAUCGAAAUGAAAAAUCUCCAUCUGAAAAGGAGAGGGAAGCGGAUAAAGGCCAUGCGAGAAGUAGAAGUAGGAAGAGGAAGAGACCGCACAAAAGCAAAAAGCCUCUGGUGAAUGGAUAACUGAGGUUUUUUGCAGGACGCAGAAGACACUAGAGAGAGCAAUUUUUUGCCCAUGUUGAUUCUUGAGUCAUUUUUCGCCCUGCAGUUAGUAAUGUAUGCGUAUUAUUCAUCUUAUUCUGUUAACAUUAAUGAUGAGAACCGAGCUUCAUGAUGGAAAAUUUACAGCGAUGUGCGGUUCCCCGA